GGGAAGGGGGACGGCAGAAGCUGAGUUGUGUGUCCCGAGUGCCCGCGCUCGUGCGGGAUUGGGAGCAGGAAAAAGCUAAAGGUUAGAUUGUAAGCAAAACGGAAGUCAUGUUUCGAAGACCUGUGUUACAGGUGUUUCAUCAGUUCGUAAGACAUGAGUCUGAGGUGGCCAGCAGUUUGGUUCUUGAACGAUCUAUGAAUCGUGUUCAGUUACUUGGGCGAGUAGGUCAGGACCCUGUCAUGAGACAGGUGGAAGGAAAAAACCCAGUCACGAUAUUUUCUCUGGCAACAAAUGAGAUGUGGCGAUCAGGGGACAGUGAAGUAUACCAAAUGGGUGACGUCAGUCAAAAGACAACAUGGCACAGAAUAUCCGUGUUUCGACCAGGCCUCAGAGAUGUGGCGUAUCAGUAUGUGAAAAAAGGGGCUCGCAUAUUUGUGGAAGGGAAAGUGGACUAUGGUGAAUACAUGGAUAAGAAUAAUGUGAGGCGGCAAGCAACCACAAUCAUAGCUGAUAACAUUAUAUUUCUGAGUGACCAGAUAAGAGAAAAGGCAUAGAACGGAUCAUUCUUCUUUGAUCAUUGUUUGGUACAGUCUCCUUUCCAAAUCAUGUAUAGUCUAUAGUUUAAAGAUAAAGAUUAAAAAAUUUUAUAUAAAAUGAGUGGCAAUAUUUUUCCUGACUGACAUAUCUUCUUUUGUGUGUGUGAAAUAACCCUUUAUUUCUGAUCAGUUGUGGCACUUACUAAUUGCAUAUUUUUCUAGGAGUGGUUUCUCUAUACAAGUGUACAAAGUAACGAACUCUCAGGCUCCACCCUGUGUGCUGUGGCCAAGGCAUACGUUUGUUUGGAAGGUCUUCUUUUCUCCUUCACACUUGCACUGUGGUAUUUCAGCCACUGUUACUUUUUAGCCUUGUGUGUCAGGAGUCUGUCCCAUAGUUGUAAACACUGACGUUCUGAACUUUACUCUGUAGACUUGAUGGUAAGUACUGACUCUGCUCUGUGUACCUGCACCCAUACAAGUAUACUAGUGUUGACACAGAAGAGCCACUCAGUGAUAUGACAGAUAAACGAUCCUAAAUUAAAGGAGGCCGAAGUUACUAUCCCAUCUCAACUGCUUCGGGAGUCACCCACCUUCAUACCUUGUUUGUUGGUAGUUUCACUGUAGUGUGUAUGAGACCUUUUAUCAGCCCUGAGGCCCAGAAUGAAGUGUAAGUGGAGUGGACAUAGUCCUCUCCAGUUCUUUCAGUUCCUUUAGUCUCUUUCUUUCCACACCCUUCUCUGCCAUCCUUCUCAAAGUUUAUUCCAGAACACCCUUGAGGGUGGAGAUGGAGGUCAUUUUCUUGGUACUGGGGAUCAAACCUACAGUCUCAAGUUCAACAGGCCCUCUCCCAUGAACUACACCCACUUCGAGGAUCCCUUUAAUACCUUUGAUUUUGCCUCCUUAGAGAGUCUGUGUAUGUACAGUUAAUUUUUUUGUAAGUUUACUAGUGAUUUGCCAAUAAAGAUUAUGUAAAAUCA
Peromyscus californicus insignis is the source of this 1513-nucleotide messenger RNA. It is a transcript of the gene Ssbp1, whose product is annotated as single stranded DNA binding protein 1. Gene Ontology annotation, molecular function: single-stranded DNA binding. The record is from RefSeq and is a predicted model, not a curated record. Gene Ontology annotation, cellular component: mitochondrial nucleoid. The coding region runs from base 108 to 554 and encodes 148 amino acids. The transcript has 7 exons. Gene Ontology annotation, biological process: positive regulation of helicase activity; mitochondrial DNA replication. NCBI's taxonomy places the organism in Eukaryota, Metazoa, Chordata, Mammalia, Rodentia, Cricetidae.